Trichoderma virens Gv29-8 is the source of this 996-nucleotide messenger RNA. RefSeq lists its product as uncharacterized. The transcript has a single exon. Gene Ontology annotation, molecular function: oxidoreductase activity. The coding region runs from base 43 to 996 and encodes 317 amino acids. Lineage: Eukaryota; Fungi; Ascomycota; Sordariomycetes; Hypocreales; Hypocreaceae. The record is from RefSeq and is a predicted model, not a curated record.
CUUGUCUAUAUAUCACUUUAAGCCUUGUCUAUCUAUCACAUCAUGUAUCGCCGUGCUGCAUCCAGCGUCCUUACAGCCCAUCGUAUAUAUGGUGCUGCUAAUCGCCAGCGAUAUCCCUGGCAUAUCCGGGCUGCAUUCCAUGAAACUCGUCAUACUCAUCUGUCGGCCGAAAUCUCACAGAUAGUUCCGAGCCUGGAUGCACCCGAUCUGAGCUACGCCCAGGAACCUGGUCACGUCCGCAGCGUGUGUGAGAUGCUCCAGCAGAGGGGCAUCCUCAAGGUCAUCCUGGGAUUUGCUGAUGAGAAAAGCCGAUAUCUCGAGCAGCUGCUCCUGAGCCUGCAUCGAGAUCACGGUCAUCAACUGCCCAUUUCUCACAGCGCUACCCGCGGCUGGUUCUGGGACGUUCUCCCGUCUUCGACCAGCUUCCAGUCAGCCAACUGCCAGGCUCGAUCAGAGACAAUGGAGGACUUCCCCUGGCACACUGACUGCAGCUACGAGAAUCCUCCACCGCGCUACUUCGCCCUGCAGGUGCUUCAGCCUGAUCGCUACGGUGGCGGAACGCUUUCUGUCAUGAAUGUGGAGCGACUCAGCGAGCUGCUUUCACCCGAGGCCAGGGAGUCUCUGGCCAGACCCGAGUUCCUCAUCCGCACACCACCCGAGUUUAUCAAGCACCCCGGCCACCAGCACAUAGUGGGAAGCAUCUUGCUGGCCAACGACGAGGGCCGGCUCAACUUGAUGCGCUUCCGGGAAGAUCUCCUGACGCCCCUGAGCGAACGAGCGUCGGCUGCUCUAGAGGAGCUGAGACAAGCCCUGCAGGGAGCCGAAGCGAGAGACCACUCGACCUUGCACCUCACUGCCAAGGCCCUUCCAGAGCGGUCCAUCAUCCUCAUUGACAACCGGCGGUGGCUGCAUGCGCGGAAUCACGUCAAGGAUCCGGAGCGGCAUCUGCGUCGGGUGAGAUGGGAUGCCGUUCCCUUUACUGGAGCCUCGGCGUAG